Molecule: messenger RNA, 1304 nt
Organism: Eptesicus fuscus (big brown bat)
Lineage: Eukaryota; Metazoa; Chordata; Mammalia; Chiroptera; Vespertilionidae
Gene: FKBPL
Product: FKBP prolyl isomerase like
Exons: 2
Coding region: 210-1250 (346 amino acids)
Molecular function (GO): protein binding
Source: RefSeq, a predicted model, not a curated record
ACCGGCCUCGCCGCCUCGCGGGCUCCGGGGUUAGCUGUGGGUGUCCUUCCUCGGCCCCUGGCCCCGGGCCGCCUCUCCGCCCGCGGCGAGACUCGGAGGACGGCACUCCGUAAGCUCGUAGCGUCGGAAGCACAGGUGCCGACCUGAACCUGGUCCAUCCCUUUCCGACCCAAGCUGUUUACCCACGGGGGAAGGGCGCAUUCAGCGAAAUGGAGACGCUACCAAUCAAUCCAGUGGGAGAGAAAAACAUCUCUGAACCGCAACAACAAUGGGGAAGGAACCCCAAGAAGAGCCUUAAUUCAACUACUCAAACUAGGCAGCAGCCCCAAGAGCCUGAAGUUCUUGAGCUGAGAGUGAGCCCAGCUCUAGCCAGCCAAAUUCUAGAGAUUCCUCAAGGGGCUGGGAAACUGGCUGCUGUGCUUGAAGACGCGGAGGAGUCUCAUGGAUCAGCUGGUGAGAUGCCAGAGCCCCUCCGCGCUUCCGAUCUCUGGGCCUGUCCGGAUGGGAGCUUUGUCAAGAAGAUCAUAAUCCGUGGCCAUGGCUUGGACAAACCCAAGCUGGGCUCCCGCUGCCGCGUGCUGGCUUUUGGGUUUCCUUUUGGGUCAGGGCUGCCAGAGGGCUGGACAGAGCUAACUAUGGGCUUAGGCUCAUGGAGGGAGGGAACCUGGGGGGAACUCACAGAGAAAUGUUUGGAGUCCAUGUGUCAAGGUGAGGAGGCAGAGCUUCAGCUCCCUGGGCACUCGGGACCUCCUGUCAGGCUCACACUGGCUUCCUUCACUCAGGGCCAGGACUCCUGGGAGCUGGAGGCCAGCGAGAAGGAGGCCCUGGCUCGGCAAGAACGUGCGCGGGGAACAGAAUUAUUUCGAGCUGGGAACCCAGAAGGGGCUGCCCGAUGCUAUGGACGGGCUCUUCGGCUGCUGCUGACUUUACCUCCACCUGGCUCUCCAGAACGAACUGCCCUUCAUGCCAACCUGGCUGCCUGUCAGUUGCUGCUGGGACAGCCCCAUUUGGCAGCCCAGAGUUGUGACCGGGUGCUGGAGCGGGAGCCUGGACAUUUAAAGGCCUUGUACCGAAGGGGGGUUGCUCAGGCUGCCCUUGGAAACGUGGAAAAAGCAACUGCUGACCUCAAGAAGGUGCUGGCAGUGGACCCAAAAAACCGGGCAGCCCAGGAGGAGCUGGGAAAGGUGAUCUUUCAGGGGAAGAAACAAGAUGCAGGACUGGCUCAGGGUCUCCGCAAGAUGUUUGGCUGAUUAAAGUGAACCCUUAAAAGAGACAGAAACCUGUGAAUCGUGGUCUGUGCUGUG